Molecule: messenger RNA, 615 nt
Organism: Rubroshorea leprosula
Lineage: Eukaryota; Viridiplantae; Streptophyta; Magnoliopsida; Malvales; Dipterocarpaceae
Source: the annotation of a GenBank genome assembly
AUAUGGAUUAACAAAAAAUUAAUUCAUAUAAACAAUUAACAAUCAUAUAAAAAACAUGUAAAUUUGAGAAUUAAAUUCAAGAUAAAUAAAAUUGAAAUUCUUACCCACUAGGAAACAAAUGCUCUCUGUUCUGUUGUGAAGAAGAGGAUCUGUUCUAUAAAAUUGAACCGAUUGUUUCUGCCAACUAGGAAGGUGAGGAAGGUGAGCAGCAGAUUUUGCUAUGUUCGGUGUUGCUGCUCCGUUUGGUGCAGUUGCUCUGUUUGGUGAAAGAGAAGCUACUGUUGUUCAGUGGAAAAAGGCAAGGAAGAUAAGCUGUGAAGGGAUGGAAGGCGCUACUGACGGUGGUGGUUGAGAGUAGAUGUAGAUUUGUUCUGUCGCUGUGGCUUUGUUCCUACUACUGCUAUGUUCGGUAGAGGAAGCCAAGGAUGAUGAUCCACGAAGGGAUGUAAGGGGCUGCUGACGGUGGUGGUUGAGAGCAGAUGUAGAUCUGUUCCUGCUGCUACUCUGUUCUUGUUGCUGUUCUGUUUAAUGAAGAAGUGCUGUUGUUGUUCGGUGGAGGAAGCCAAGGAAGAUGAGCCACAAAGGUUGUCCAAAGGGCUGCCAGCAAUGGUGGUU